AUGGCAACCUUAAAUGAGAAGAAGACCUGCAGCGAACGUAUGGCAGAUUUCCGUCGUUUUGUCUGGAAUCCAGAAACAAAGCUCUUCAUGGGAAGGUCCUUAAUUAACUGGGUGUGGAUCAGCCUCUACUACCUGGCUUUCUACGUGGUGAUGUCGGGGCUGUUUGCACUCUCCAUUUAUUGCUUAAUGAGGACCAUCAAUCCCUAUGAGCCGGAUUACCAGGACCAGCUGAAAUCCCCAGGUGUAACCUUACGACCCGAUGUUUAUGGGGACAGAGGACUGCGAAUUUAUUACAACGUAUCGGACAACAAAACCUGGGAAGGUUUAGUGACAACUCUUCACACUUUUCUGACAGCAUAUACACCAGCUGCUCAGCAUCUGAACAUCAACUGCACCAAUAAUACCUACUUCAUCCAGGACACCUUUGAUGGCCCAAAUAACACAAAACUAUCCUGCAAAUUCACCUCAGACAUGCUUCAAAACUGCUCCGGCAUCACAGAUCCAACUUUUGGAUAUCCAGAAGGAAAACCCUGUUUUAUUAUAAAAAUGAACAGGAUUAUCAAGUUUUACCCCGGCAAUGGCACUGCACCAAGGGUGAACUGCACAUAUGCGGGUGAGGAGGGGUCUCGCCCGCUGGAAGCGGAUUACUACCCUGGGAACGGCACCUUCAGCCUGCACUACUUCCCCUACUACGGCAAAAAGGCCCAGCCCAGCUACAGCAAUCCCUUGGUAGCUGUGAAAUUUCUCAACAUUACGAGGAAUGUAGAAUUUAAAAUAGUGUGCAAAGUCAUUGGAGCUGGAAUUACCUUCAAUGUUCAUGAUCCGUAUGAAGGCAAAGUGGAAUUUAAACUGAAAAUAGAAGACUGAGCAGCAACAGAGACACUUCUGGAAACUGUAUGAACAGUAAAAUUAACUAUUAUCACACUCAUCGAUAUUUAUUUUCUCACUAUGGUUCCCAUAUAAAUUACAA
Zonotrichia leucophrys gambelii is the source of this 970-nucleotide messenger RNA. RefSeq names its product ATPase H+/K+ transporting subunit beta (gene ATP4B). Gene Ontology annotation, biological process: sodium ion export across plasma membrane; potassium ion import across plasma membrane; intracellular potassium ion homeostasis. The record is from RefSeq and is a predicted model, not a curated record. The coding region runs from base 1 to 867 and encodes 288 amino acids. Gene Ontology annotation, cellular component: sodium:potassium-exchanging ATPase complex. NCBI's taxonomy places the organism in Eukaryota, Metazoa, Chordata, Aves, Passeriformes, Passerellidae. Gene Ontology annotation, molecular function: ATPase activator activity. The transcript is spliced from 7 exons.